Molecule: messenger RNA, 2442 nt
Organism: Triticum dicoccoides
Lineage: Eukaryota; Viridiplantae; Streptophyta; Magnoliopsida; Poales; Poaceae
Product: cysteine-rich receptor-like protein kinase 10
Exons: 5
Coding region: 41-2122 (693 amino acids)
Biological process (GO): protein phosphorylation
Molecular function (GO): ATP binding; protein kinase activity
Source: RefSeq, a predicted model, not a curated record
UGCUUCUUCCUAGCUCCUAUCUUCAGCUUUCACGACCGCCAUGCCCGGCGGCUACUCCUCGAUGAUUCACGUUCUUCUUCUCCUUGCACUAUUUCCACUCGCUGCAGCCCAGCUGUGGCCGUUCUGCGGCAGCGGCCAAGGCACCUACUCGACAGGCAGCACAUACCAGACCAACCUUCGAACACUCCUCGGCACGCUCCGCGGGAACGCCUCCUCCUCGCCGUCUCGCUUUGCUUCGGGCGACUUCGGGGCCGUGCCGGACACUGCCUGGGCUCUGGUUCUCUGCCGGGGCGACAUCAGCGUCACCGACUGCUUCGACUGCGUCACCACGGCCAGUAGGGACGCGGAGAGAGCCUGCAACCGCAGCAGGGACGUGGGCCUCUUCUACAACGAGUGCUACGUCCGCCUGGCCAACCACGACUUCCUGGACCCCACCGGCAACUCCGGCGAGGUCCCUGUUAGCGACGGUCCCAACAUAAGCAGCAAAGAAGUCGACCAGGCGGUCACCGCCCUUCUCAGCGCCACGGCGCAGUACGCGGUGGACAACUCCUCGAGGCUAUUCGCCACGGGGCAUUGGGUAGGGCCCAACCCGGCGACCCAGAAUAUCUACUCGGCGGCGCAGUGCGCGGCGGACCUGUCGCCGCUGCAGUGCCGAAGCUGCCUCCAAGGCCUCCUGGGCAGGUGGUGGACCACGUUCCCGCAGAGCGGGCAGAGCGCCAGGAUUGCUGGUCCGCGGUGCACCCUACGGUCCCAGCUGACCCCCUUCUACAAUGGCAGCGCCAUGGUCCUGUUGCCCACGACGGCACCAACGGCUGCAACCAGAGGUUUUCCUAUAGUUGCCAUGGUAAUUGGACUUGGUGUUGCCCUAAUUCUGGUGGCUUUGUUUGUGGCAUAUUGCUUUUGGCGCGGCAGAUGCUGUUCACGAAAACAACAUAAAACACAUGUAAAGCCUACGGGCCAGCAGAUUCAAGAAACACCAGGCGCUUCCAAUGCAAUCACGACACCCUCGAGUGCAACCACAGAAACGAUAAAUGGUCAACAAGGCGAUUUAAAAGUGUAUGUUCCUAGGAAAUUCUCUUAUAUUGAAUUGGCACAAGCAACAGCUAAUUUCAAUGAGGAGAGAAAGCUUGGACAGGGUGCUUUUGGUGUUGUCUAUGACGGCAGACUUGAAGGCAUAGAUGGGUCUGUGGCGAUAAAAGAGAUCCUAGAAACGUUCUCAGAACAAACGAAAAAGGCUUUUGAUGUUGAAGUUCAAAUUAUGAGCCAGCUGCAUCAUCGGAACAUUUUAAGUCUAAAGGGUUGGUGUAAGGAAGACCAACACCUACUGCUUAUCUACGAAAAAGUGGAGAACGGUAACCUGGAGGACCAUCUUUACCCUAAGAAUGGCGCCAUGGAUAGUGGAGUUUAUACUGAAAGAGAGAAUGGUACAUGUCUGUCUUCACACCUAAGUUGGCUGACAAGGUGCAACAUAAUAAUUGGUAUAGCCUCUGGUCUAGCAUACCUCCAUAAGGAAUGCCAGGCUACUGUCGUGCAUAGGGAUCUCAAGCCAGCUAAUGUAAUGCUGGACAAGAACUGGAAUGCUAAACUGGCAGACUUUGGGCUGGUGACACAACUCAGGCGUACCCAAACCUCGCGCCCUACGGACAAUGUCAUCGGGACACUAUCAUAUAUGGACCCAGCAUACAUGAACACCGGCAAAGUAUCUGAGCACUGUGAUGUCUACAGCUUCGGCGUGGUAUUGCUUGAGAUUGUCUGUGGUAAAAGACCAUCCAUCAUGCAAGGCAGUGAUAACACUAGAAAGAACAGCCUCAUCGAGAUGGUCCGUGAAUGUCAAGGGAGGAAUAGAAUUAUCGAUGCAGCUGACAAAGGGCUCAGGGGGCAGUACGACAAUAAGAUCAAAGAUGUGUUACGGCUCGGUCUCGAGUGCGUCCACUCAGAUCGUCGUGAUCGUCCACAUGCCGUAAGAGUGAGGGAUCGCUUAAAUGAUCUGGUGCCGAAUGGGAAGGGAUUAGCUGCCUCGACCUCUCAGAGUGAAGGGGAGUUUGGUACGUGCAGGAUCACGUUCCCUACGCAUUCACUGGCCGACGAAGAAGCUGGCGUUUCACCCCUUCUUUCUAGGUGAGAAGAAACUGAAGAAGAUGUUAACCUCAAGGCUGUGCCCUGCAGGAAUGCAGAUAUGACGGCCACAGAAGCUACUUCUCUCCAUCUACCCGGCCACCGCCUACAAAUGUAUCUCGAUCUCUCUUUGUUUAGUCGUCUGUUUAGCAGUAUCUCUCCAUUCAACAACAUUUGGCUUUACAAUAUAGAAAAUUGUAAGCAUAUAUGUUACUCUGUGGAAAUGAUUUGGAAUUGUAGUUUCUAAACUUCUCACUUUAAAAUUUAAGCCAUGAAGGGAAAUGUUCUUCAAUAGCGAUGCUGGUCCAUAUAUAUAUAUACUAUUUU